CGUCUGCAUGGCCUAAGCUGUGUUUGCCAGAGCUUAUUACAUUUCAUUUUAUGUCUUUUACGUGGAAGGCGAUGUCUUUUAACUUAAAUUUAUUGACAACAUAAAAAGACAGUCUGUGCAUCGUGCGCUCCUCCCGUCUGGCCUGUGCUCUGUGCACACACAAUUACACAGUCUGAACCAAUCACAUGCAGACGCCACUCGACUCCUCACACAAACACAGCAGCUGCUGCAGCUGCAACACUGAAGCAGGAAAGGUCCUGACUUGCUUUUUGUGCUUGUUUUAUUCUACAGGUAAGAAGGGAUUUCAUUAUAAUCUGUCAUUUAAGAGUCACACGAGUUCAUGAUGUUUUAAAACUUGAGUCGUGUUGCAGAAUUUGUAAAGAAAACACAGGAAAAGUCAUUUUAAUUGCUUUUUUUUCCCAGAUUAAAUAUGAUUUUUUUAAAAGUGAUCUUGAACGUGUUUGUGACUCUGCUCCUGCUGACAAGUCCAGCUUCUGCUGAGGAGAGAGUGCCUUGGCAAAGUCUGUGGGGAAAAGUGGCGAACUUCUCCUCUGGAUGCAGUCACUGGAGACUGAAGCCUCAGGUCUCCAUUCCUGCUCUGCAGGAGUUCACCGUCUGUCUCAGCGUGAAGCUCGAGGCUCAGACCUCCUCACAGUGGACCUUUUUUAUGUACCGCCACCCGGAGGCUCAGUACGCUGAGCUGGGCUUGGGGGGUAAAUGGGGUAAAUUAGUGGUUUGGCUGUUUGGAGAGGAGUGGCUGAGCUCACAGAUGGACCUCCAGCUGUUUCAGUGGUACUCCGUGUGUGUCAGCUGGUCUCAUAGGAAUGACAGACCUGCCCUUUACAUUAAUGGAGACCAGAUCAACCUCACAUCAGCUUACAACACCAACACACCUUUUAUUUCCCCUCUGAUCUGGAAACUGUCUCCUAACGGAUCGCUGACUCUGGGCGCGGGACACAUCAUCACCAAUGGGAAUAUUAAAAUCCUUCCUUUUACCACUCUGUUGGGCAAAUUAUCCUUGUUUCGAAUAUGGAGCAGAGAACGCAGUAAAGAGGAAGUGACAUCCCUGAAUUGUACAGAAGGGGACCUGGUCAAGUGGGAGAAGGCCCACUGGGACAUGUCGUACUGCGGUCCGCUCAUUGACACCAGCCUCAAGUGUGAAUGGUCCAAAUAUGAGAUAAAUCUAAUGUUUGCGAUAAUAGACCAUGAUGGCACCACAGAGGACUACACAGCCAGAGAUAUCGCACAUUACUGGCUCAGAACUGUUUUGCCCUCCAGCGUCUAUUUACCCAGAGUGUCUGUGUUUGAAAUAUACAGAUCCAGCACAGAAAACCACAUAAAAACAUCCUCUAAAGACAUGAUGAUGCGGUGGGCUCCAGAAAAUAUCACCAGGUUUCACUGCCUGGCUCAUGUUAAUAUAAUUCCCAAAAAAGAUGUUGCAGCUGCCCAGAAUGACAUGUACAAGUACCUUAACAGCCCCUACAACAGCCCCAGUGGGCAGCUGCAGCUGCUCCUUGAUAACACCAGCAUCCAGACCACGCCACUCGAGAAUUUUUUCCCUACGACCACGAGUCCUCCCACUCUGACGACGGGUUCCAUUCCCGUCAAAACCACUACGUCAGGCUCUUCCCCCAGCACCACGCUGAAGAUUACUACCAGUGUGAUGGUUUUUCCCAGUAAAGCCACAGACGUCCCCUUCACCACAAGCCCUGCAACCACCUCUGAUGAACUGUACUUUGAGGUGAAGGUGAAUGUGUCCAUCACAGGAAACUGUAACCCGCAACAGAUUCUUCCAAUCUGGCUGAACACCAGUCUACCCAGUGGCCUGGUGGUGCUAGACCUACAGCUGCUCCUCAAAGUCCAAAGACGCCAGCGUGACCUGCUGCUUUAUAACUCUGCUUCAAAUAAAGGGUCUGCAGUCAGCAUUUCAAGAGAGAGCUUCAUUUUCCAGGUCCAAGUCUUGAUGCCCCUGUCAGACAUGGAAAUAGAAGAAAAAAUAAGGCAGCAUCUACUUAAGCCUUUCGACUAUGAAUCUGUCUCCAUAGCAACCGAGGACAUACAGAUAAGUCGCAUUUUGAUAUUCAGAUGUAACGGAGACACCCAGCACACUCUAAAGGGUCAGUUCAGAUGGCCGGACACUUUAGGAGGGAAAAACGCCACGCUCACAUGCCCAAAAAACCCCAGUAGUUCCGCCACCCGGCACUGCAAACUGUGUGGCUCAACCAACUGGAUGGAUCCAGACCUGGAGGACUGCUCUCCAUUGGUGGAAACCAUCCCUGACCUGGACCAUGUGGACGUCACCCCUGAUAAUGCUCUGGGUGUGGUGGAGACGAUCGAGGACCUACUGAGAAACCACUCCACUCUCCUCUACGAUGAGCUGGUGACAGUCCUCAACAAACUGAAAGACAUAAUUAACGUCAGCGUGGUCACGCCGAACCUCGGCCAGGCUCUCAUCAACAUCAUCUCAGACAUCCUGGAAUCUGACAGCAACCUGGCACCUUUUACCAACACUAUUUUAAACAUUACCGAGUCGGUGGGAGACAGUAUGGUGGGAUACGAGGGCUCAUCCACCCUAGUUGCUGAAACUGUUGCGAUCUCUGUGGUGGAUGUGCAUCCUGGAGAGUUUGACAGCUUAAGUUUUGGAGUUCUGACGGACCGGACCGGCGCAAAACCAGAGAUUUUUAUCAACAAGUAUCCCUUCAAUGGCACAGUGGCGUUCAUCUCUCUGCCAGCUGUCCUUCAACAGAACUUCCCAGAACACGGCCAGAACCCACCAAGAAUCCAGUUUCAGUUCUACGGCAACUCGCUCCUCUUCAAGGGCAGCAGACCAGGUCAGAUCCUCAACACGUUUGUGGUGUCAGCCAGCGUGACCAACGCCAGCUCACCAAUCACAGACCUCUCUGAAGAGAUCAAAGUCACGCUCCUCCAUCUCUGCCCCAACAUGUUGGGGAAGGAGGUGGAGUGUGUGUACUGGAACUUCAAUAAGAACAAUGGACACGGAGGCUGGGACAAUCAUGGCUGCCGAGAAUACAACAGCAGCUCUGACUACACAACCUGCGUGUGUGAUCAUCUCACACACUUUGGAAUUCUGUUGGAUGUCUCCCGGACUCAGGUAGACCCAGUUCAUGAGCAGAUCCUGACCAUUGUCACAUACGUAGGAUGCGGAGUCUCGUCGUUGUUCCUGGGAAUCACUGUUCUCACUUAUACAGCUUUUGAAAAGCUCCGUAGAGAUUACCCCUCCCAGAUCCUAAUCCACCUCUCUCUGGCCCUGCUUGGUUUGAACCUGGUAUUCCUAGUCAACUCCUGGCUGUCCUCCUGGGGUGUGUAUGGCCUGUGUGUGGCAGUGGCAUCCACCUUGCACUACUUCCUCCUGGCGUCAUUCACCUGGAUGGGAUUGGAGGCAGUCAACAUGUAUUUUGCCCUCAUUAAAGUAUUUAACGUCUACGUGCCCUCGUACAUCCUCAAGUUCUGCUUUCUGGGAUGGGGGAUCCCUCUGGUCAUCUGUGUCAUGGUGCUGAUUGUGAACAGAGAGGCAUACGGCGGUCACCACACACACGCACGCUCCACUUUCCAGCCGCUGGACAACUCUGACAGCUUCUGCUGGCUCCAGGACGAUCUGACAUUUUAUGUAUCUGUCGUUGCAUUCGCAGCUUUGAUUUUCCUCUUCAACAUUGGGAUCUUUGUAGUGGUUCUCAUUCAGAUUCGCCACAUGCGAGUCAAUAGCCCUGCAGGAACCCAAAGAGGUCUUCUUCAAGACCUAAAGGGAGCUGCCAGUCUCACCUUUCUACUUGGACUAACGUGGACGGUUGGCUUCUUCACCUGGGGACCAGCAAGGAUAGUUCUUCUGUACCUGUUCUCUGUACUGAACACACUACAAGGUCUUUUUGUGUUCCUGUUCCACUGUCUAAUGAGGGAAAACGUCAGGAGACAGUGGAGAACUCACCUUUGCUUUGGACGAUAUCGACUUGACGAGCACUCUGGUACAAUCUACCUACCAUGUCACUUCAGCCACUGCUUUGGUUCAUCUUGUAUAGCUAGAGUUUGUUAUGAUGAGAAUUAUUUAAAUCCUGGCUCGAUUUCUGCUACUGGCAUCUUUGUUCAGAAUGGAGCAACUCGGCAUCAAUGGGAGCACUUCCAAAACCCAAAGAAAAGGCUCCAAGAGCAGCAAUACCGUCUGUGCGCUCUGUCAAGUCCAACUCCACAGAAAGCACUUCAGCUUCUUCAGACUCCAGCCGCAGAGACUCGUCCUGCAGGAGACCGUACCUGGGUCUUUUUGUGAACAGCCUGGUUCUUCCUCGAGCCCAGAAGGGGCCCUCGGAUGCAGGAUGUCUGCCUUCCUUCAGGCCAACAAACCCAACACCUGGCUGAAGGAAUCACUUGCUAAAUGACCGAGGACAACAUUAACCAUUUAGAUCAAAUCAGUGGCAUAGCACCAGCUUCAUUAGAUAAUUAUUUGAUGCAGUUCAAUUGUUGAUUCUGUUUUUGCUAAAUAUUGUAAAAGAGCCUGUAAUUGUGAAGACAUGAGCAGUUGCAUCAGUUCCAAGGAGGAGUUGGUUGCCAAGCAACUGGUGAGGCAAGCGAUGGUGACAAUGAACUGUGGCACAUUUGGUGGAAAAUAAAAUAUAUAUAUAUAUAUAUAUAAUACAUUUGCAAAUUAAAAAUGAGGUCCCUCA
This is a messenger RNA of Nothobranchius furzeri (turquoise killifish), 4673 nucleotides long. NCBI's taxonomy places the organism in Eukaryota, Metazoa, Chordata, Actinopteri, Cyprinodontiformes, Nothobranchiidae. The record is from RefSeq and is a predicted model, not a curated record.